AUGGCCGGGGACACCGGGAUGGCCGGGAAGCCCAGACCCUCGGCCUCGCUGAGCACCCAGCUCCUGGUGGAGCCCCCCUUGACGCCAGCAGUACUGUGGGACCGGGUGACACUGACCUGCCAGGGCUCAGGGACCACCGGUGCCACCACCUGGUAGAAGGACAGGCGGCGCUGGUGGCAGGAGGGACCCGACAGCUUCACUGUCACCAAGAGUGGAACCUACACGUGUCAUAGACCCAGCAGUGGGCUCAGCCCCACCGUGAAGGUGUCAGAUGAGCCGCUGGUGCUGCAGGUGCCAGCAUGGGCGCUGCUGGAGGGGGACACGGUGACACUGCGCUGCCGGGCCUGGCCAGACAACCCUGUCACCAGGGUGCGAUUUUACAAGGAUGAGAAGGAGCUCAGAGGGUCCCUCAGAGGCACCCAGAUGUCCCUGUCCCCUCUGCAGCUGCACAACAGCGGCUGCUACAGCUGCGGGGGCUUGGUGGGAACAGGAGCAAAAUUGUCAGCACCGGUGACAGUGACAGUGUAUGAGCUCAAGCCUGUCUUGCUGCUGAAAGGUUCCCCCGAGCUCCCCGAGGGGUCCCCCCUCAAUCUCAGCUGCCUCAGCACCCCCAGCCCUCUGCGGCCCCCAGCCCCACUCCUGUACAGCUUCUACCGGGACGGGCAGUUGGUGGGGGGCCCGCAGGGGUCCCCGCAGCUUCUGCUGCCCGCCGUGGGGGUCUCCCACUUGGGGAAUUACAGCUGCGAGGUGCGCUCCGAGGGGGGGGCCGUGCGGAAGAGCAGCGCCCGGCUCGGCGUCACGGUGCGCAGGGUCCCGCCCUCGGGGGUGUCCCUGUCGGUGCAGCCCCCCGGGGGACAGGUGGCAGUUGGGGACCGCCCGGUGCUGAGCUGCACGGUGGCCAUGGGGACAGGUCUCCUGUCCUUCUCCUGGCACCGGGGGGGCUCGGGGACACCGCUAAGCACAGGACCUGACCUGGAGCUGCAGCACGUUGGGGACAAUGACAGCGGCCACUACCAGUGCCGGGGCAAUGGGGACAGUGUGGCCGAGAGUGUCCCCCUGAAUGUCACCGUCUUGGUGCCCGUGGCCAAUGCCACCAUCACCCCUGGUCCCCCGGCACUCCAGGUGUGCCCAGGUGACCCCGUGACCCUGCGCUGCUCGGUGCAGGUGGGCUCAGCCCCUGUCACCUUCACCUGGCUGCACAAUGGGCACGAGGUGGCCCAGGGUCCCCUCCUGGAGCGUGGGGCUGUCAAUGUGGGACAUUCGGACACCUACCAGUGCGUGGCCACCAACCAGCUGGGACAGGACGGGCACCGCGUGUUCCGGGCACUCAGCCCAGAGCUGGCCCUGGAGGUGACACCACAGAGAACCACUGGACACCACUGGAUCACAGCAGUGGCCUCAGGCCUUGGCGGGUCCCUCCUCUUCCUGGUCCUGCUCGUGGGUGGAGCUGUGGGCUGGCACCGGUGGAACAACAUGGGUGGGUGACAAUGGGGACAAUGGGGGCCCUGGAGGGCUGGGGGACCACCAAAAUGUGGGGGUGAUGAGGCAGCACCCACAGCCUGUGACUUGAGCUCAGAGUCUUUCCCAGGGUACUAAAGGUUUUGUGGGGGUGUUGGAAGGCCUUUUUUGGGGGGUUCCUUCAGUGGUCCUGGGAAGAAUUUGGAGGUUGAGCCUUUCUUCCAGGCUUGAGAUUCUGGCAGCAGAGGGGAUGCAGAGCACUGGGGUGGUUCAGUGGUUCGGAGGGCCCCCAAGGAUGCUCAGGGGUGCUGGGGGAAAUUGAGGGUGCAGUGGGGUUUGAGGAUUCCUUAGAGGGGUCAGGGCCCUGUGGACCCCACAGUUACCCCUCCCCUCUUCCCUUUGCAGCUGACAGGAAGCAACAGGAAAGGUGAAUGGGGAGCUCAAACCACACUCUGGCC
Oenanthe melanoleuca is the source of this 1916-nucleotide messenger RNA. Its product is annotated as Fc receptor-like protein 3. The record is from RefSeq and is a predicted model, not a curated record. Gene Ontology annotation, molecular function: transmembrane signaling receptor activity. Gene Ontology annotation, biological process: cell surface receptor signaling pathway. Lineage: Eukaryota; Metazoa; Chordata; Aves; Passeriformes; Muscicapidae.